Messenger RNA from Halichondria panicea, 1515 nucleotides. RefSeq lists its product as uncharacterized. Lineage: Eukaryota; Metazoa; Porifera; Demospongiae; Suberitida; Halichondriidae. The record is from RefSeq and is a predicted model, not a curated record. Bases 527 to 1072 code for a protein of 181 amino acids. The transcript has 3 exons.
UUAUUGCUAUAAAUCGUACUGCCAUACUGCAAAGCAUGAAAGAAUUAUGCUUUAUAUCUUUGAUUUUAGCAAGUUUCUUACUUAUCGUACUUUUUGAACUAGAAUUAGGGUCUAAUUAUAAUUAUACAUGAAUACUAUCUUGAUAUGGCAAUUUGAAUGAACCUUCAAAAAGAGACUAGGACAAACACUCUGCCUCCAAAGUGUCCUUUAUUCGGAGGUUCCAUAUAGUGCUUUCGCAGGUUGACCUCGAACCUCAAAAAUUCUGUCAUUUGAAUUUCUAUCGUCAUAUAAUUAUAACAACGCAAUUUGUGAACAUAAUUAUUUUUGCUAGAUAGUACUGUGUUAAUAAAGUUGUUGGGUUCCCUUUUCCUCAAAAUCUUCCACUGAACCAAAUUUUCCACCUAAUUCUAAGGACAUCACUGUCACUAAACUAUCGAAUGGGAGUGCUGAAGUAACCUGCACUAUCACUGGCCAGAGUUGUCUAGCAUUGUUUCAAUCUACAAACUCUCCAACCUCUCUUGAUCCGAUGGUGAUGAUUGGUUUUAUUGAACCACCUAAUGACAGAACCACUGUCACUCUUGAUGCCACUUCCGAUAUUUAUGUGGUAGUGUACACUUGGAACAGUGAUUCUAGUGAGACCAUCUUUGAUGGGAAGGUAUCCUUCAUCAGUCCUCUCCCUACACGAGUACCUGACAGUACAGAGUUUGGAUCUCUGCCCAUACUAAUAGCAGGUAUCAUCACUGUGGCCGUGGUACUGCUUCUCCUGGUAGUCAUUGUAACUAUAGUAGCCGUAGUUAUUGUGAAGAGAAAACGAAGCCGUUUUACAGAAUCAAAUGGGAGAGUGGAUUGGUCAUCAACAUUUGCAGGAAUUGAGCAGCCCAACGAAGCUUAUGCUCCAGUACUCAAGAGGAACAUUGCCUAUGAGCAAACAAAGAAACCAUGGGGACAGAGGAUCGAUGACUCACAAGCCCCGGCAAUAACAGAGGGAGAGUAUGCUAGCAUUGAGCCAGUUCAUGUGUACGAAGAUGUGUUGCCUCAGGGAAAAGCAAGUUGUAUUAACAUUAACUUAUAGUUUUGUACCAGAUUUUACCCCUUAUAACUAUUAAUUAACUUAUAAUUUUGUCCCACACAGUUGUGUAAUUGUACAAUGUCAAGGGGAUAUGAAGAGAAGAGGGCAUGCAAAUCACUAUUAUAGUCUAACGUGCGAGCAAGAACUGGAUUCAAUCUAUCUGCACAUGUACUUUACACAAAAUCAAAUAGAUAUUACUGUACUUUUCCAGUAAAUUCCACCGCCCACAACAGUUUUUGCUCGCAAGCCCUCUUCUCUUCAUACGCCCUUGACAAUGUACGAUUCUAUCAAUUUUGUACGCCAAACUAUUUCUUUUUCUAUUUGUCCGCCACUGGCUAAGACAGUAUAUAUAGUUAGAUGAUCACUGGACUGGACUACACUGCAUGGACUCACCUUUGACCUUAUGUAAAUAAGAAAAUGAUUAUGUACUUGGAGAUGGAAGCAUU